AGUGAGUAUAUGGUGAAGUAUAGAUUAUUGAUGAUUAGAAAAUAAAUUGACAAAUGAUUGCUUCAAAAAUUUUUUAUCAUUUAUUUUUUUUUACCAAUGUUUCUUUUUCCCUGCUUUUAUCUCCUAGGCUUAAUCUUUUUAAAUAAAAAGCAAAAAUAAAACACCAUGCAGCUUUACAAUGGCUCCUAAUGUUCUAUCAACGUUUACAUUCGAAACUAUAUUUAUUCUAUCAAGAUCGAUGUACCCGUCACGUCAUGCCAUCAUAGAAACUUUAAUUUUUGAUCUAUUUUAUUUUUAUUUGUUGCCUUGCUACCAUCAUCUCCUGUUAUUGUUAUUAUCAUUUCGAUGUUCGAACAGCUCUUUUUCCUGUCACAAUACGGAAGCAAUCGUCUUUUGAUCCUUAUUUUUAUCAUCGUGUGGCUAUCUGCUACCAUCCCACAUUCUCAUUUUGUUAUGUGUUAUUUUAAUCGUUUAUCAGGUAUUUAUGUAUAUAUAUUCAUAUUAUUUAUAGUGAUUUUGAUGUUGAAGUUGAAGUCGAGAUGUUUUUAUUUUGUUUUCGAGAAUAGAAUCAUGAAGAAAAAAAAGCAGAGAAUUAUGAUGUUUGAACCUCCUUUAAGUAUUCAUAAAGAAUUUUAUCGACUAUGUUGCAAAUCUCAAGAGACUAUAUUGUUUUUCCGUGAUUUUUUAAUUUAACUAUAUUGGUCUAGAGAAAUUUAUAUGAAUAAUCUAAAUGAAAUAUGCUAUAAAAGACUCUCUAUGGUAUUCGGAUCAAAGAAACUAUUGAAUCGAUUCGAUUGUUAUUAAUUAGUAGAUGAAAACAGUCAAAAAAAACGAACUAAUUUUUCUUCGAUAAGAUUUGCAAUAUUCAAUGUAAUGAAAAUACAUUAUUCAAUAUUUCUCAAAAUAGAAUAAUAAUAACAUUCUUAAUUAUAUUUAAAUCUCUAUGUAAAAAACAAAACAUCAUAUAUUUCUAGCGAUUUCAUCACCGUCGGAAGCUCAAAUCGUGAUUGGCGCCUUCUUUUCCUUACAUAAUCCUCCAACAUCACAUGGAGGUGGUCGAUUACGAGAAUGUGGUGACAUUCGUGAAGACUAUGGUAUUCAUCGAGUAGAAGGCACAUUCUGGAUUCUUGAUCAAAUCAAUGCAAAUCAGUCCAUAUUACCAAAUAUUACUGUAGGUUAUCAAAUUCGUGAUUCAUGUUGGUAUGCACCUGUUGCUCUUGAACAAACUAUUGAAUUUAUUGGUAAAUCAGUAUUAAAUGUUGGAGAUUUAAUUGCAACUUCUAAUGGAAAUCGAGCUCAAUUAGCUGCUAUUAUUGGUCCUGGUGAUAGUUCAAUUACCAUGCAAACACAUAAUAUAUUACAAUUAUUUGAAAUGCCACAAAUUGGUUAUUCAGCUACAGCUAAACAAUUAAGUGAUAAAGAAAAAUAUAAAUAUUUUACACGUGUUAUUGCAUCAGAUACUCAACAAGCACAAGCAAUUGUUGAUAUUAUAAGACAAUUUCAAUGGAGUUAUGUUGCUACUAUUGGUACUGAAGGUGAUUAUGGUCGUGGUGGUGUUGAAGCUAUUCGUCGUUUACUUAAUAAAGAUGCAUGUAUUGGUGCAGAUUUAACUAUGCCCAUUGGUGCAAAUAUAACAGUUGCUAGUCAAUUAAUCAAACAACUUGUAAUUCGGGCACCUCGUGCACAAGUUCUUAUAUGUUUUUGUCUUGAUCAUUCGAUUCGAGCUAUUUUACAAGCAAUAAAUGAAUUAAAUUAUACACAACGAUUUAUUAUUCUUGCUAGUGAUGCUUGGGCAGAUCGUCUUAAUGUAAUACCAAACAAUACUGAAACUGUAGCAUUAGGUGCAAUUACGAUUAAAGCACGUUCAUUACGUGUACCCGGUUUUGAACAAUAUUUUCGUAAUUUACAUGUAUAUAAUAAUACACGAAAUGUUUGGUUUCAUGAAUAUUGGCAACAAAAGUUUGCUUGUACAUUAAAUGGUUAUGCUAAUAAUUCUACUCGUCGACCAAAUAAAUAUCCUCGAUUAUGUACACCUGAACGUGAAAGUCUUAAGAGAGUACCUUAUAAUGAAGAUCCAAAACUUGCAUUUGUUAUUAAUUCCAUAUUAGCUGUUGUACAUGGUCUAGAUAAAAUGCAUAAACAAGUUUGUAAUGGAACAAGUGGUUUAUGUCCAGAUAUGGCUCGUAUGAAUUCAUCAUUAUUAAUGCAAUUUUUAAAAAGUAGUCGAUUUACGGGAAUUACUGGCGAAGAAGUAUUUUUUGAUGAAAAUGGUGAUGGUCCUGGAAGAUAUGAUAUAUUAAAUUUACAAGGUAUUGCAGAUGAUUUCGAACAUCAUCUUCAUUAUGUUCAAGUUGGAACAUGGAGUACAGGAAAAUUAACUUUAAAUACAUCAGCAAUGCGAUUUUUUUCUGAUCAACGUCCAUUAGAACAACUGAAUGUUCGUCGUUUCUGUAGUGAAUCUUGUCAAAGGGGUCAUGUUAAGAAAUAUACAGAUGACGAAAAAUGUUGUUGGAAAUGUCAUUCAUGUGGUGAUGCUAUUGUACUUGAUGAAACGACAUGUUUUACUUGUCCACCUGGAUUUUGGCCAAAUGAGGAUCAGACAGCUUGUGGUCUUUUACCAAUAACAACAAUCAAUUUUCGUCAUCCAUUAUCAAUUAUAAUAUGUUUCGUAGCUGCUGUUGGUAUACUUAUAAGUUUUUUUGUUGUUUAUAUAUUUGUACGUUUUAAUGCAACACCAGUUGUUAAAUCAACGACACGAGAAUUAAGUUAUUUAAUAUUAAUGGGUAUUUUAUUUUGUCAUUUAACUGCAUUUGUUGUUUUACAAAAACCAUCAUUUAUUAUAUGUGUUUUAACACGUUUAUUACCUGGUAUAUCAUUUUCAAUGAUAUAUGGUUCAUUAGUAACAAAAACAAAUCGUAUAGCACGUAUAUUAGCACGUAGUAAAAAGAAAAUAAUAACCAGACGAUUAAAAUUUAUGAGUGCAAGACAUCAACUUGCCAUAGCUUGUUUUAUACUUGUGACUGAAGUAACUAUUGUUGCUGUUACUGUUUAUCGAGAUCCACCAAAAGCUGUUCUAAUUGAAACAGGAGGACGUUUAUUACUUACAUGUAAAAAAUCACUUCAAGGUAUUGUAGCUCCACUUGGUUUUGAUGGUCUUCUCGUUUUUUUAUGUACACUUUAUGCUAUUAAAACAAGAAAUUUGCCAGAAAAUUUUAAUGAAGCGAAAUUUAUUGGUUUUUCAAUGUAUACAACAUGUGUUAUAUGGUUAGCAUUCGCUGCUGUUUAUUUUGCUAUUGAUGUUAAAGUUUUUUCAUUAUGUGUUGCAACCAAUGCCAGUGCUUAUGUUGUACUAAUAUUUCUCUUUUUUCCAAAACUUUAUUUAAUUAUAUUUAAACCAGAAAAAAAUCAACGAAGUGCAUUUGCAACAAAUAAAGAUAUUCGUUGUCAUUUUGGUUCAUCAACAACAUCGAAAAGUGACAUGUCAUCUUAUCGUUAUAGUGAAGGUUCAUCAUUAUUUCGUAAAUCAGUUUUACAUCGUAUUCGUUUUGGUAAUACAUUACGAUUAAAAGCAGAUUUUCCUAAUUCAGCUGCAUCAUCAUUACGUACAAAUGAUUUUCCUGGUAGUGAUCGUCGUCCAUCACGUUCUCUAUCAGCUUAUCCAGAUCAAUGGCUACAUCAUCAUCAUCAUCGUCGUCUAUCAAAUACACCUCAAUUACCAAUAGCAACAGCUAGCGCAGAUGAUUUAUCUUAUCAUACAAGUAUCCUAACUCAGAAAACAUUAGAUAAUAUACCAGCAGCACUAGUGAUAGAUUCACCUAAUGUUCCUCAACCGCCAAUACCACCGGCACCAGUUUUAUCACCAUCUUCUCCAGCAACUUCAGCUAUUAUCACUGAGGUAGAAAAUCAUGAAAAAUCAUCGAUCAUUCCAGAACAACAGCCACAACAACAACAAUCGUCAAUAACACAUUUACCCGAUUGUAUUUAUGCAACAAACCAAUCGAACACAGUGAAUUCUAUCGGACCUCAUGAUUGUAUUCGACAACGUGGUAAAAGUAGACGUGGAAAGACUCGUUCAGAUUCAAAUAAUGAUUUAACAUUUUCAAUGAAAACAACUGAUAUUGAAAGUGAAUCAUCAAGUGCAUGGACAAAUGAAGGUAUAGGAAUACAUCCUAUACCACCAACAAUAACAAAUCCUGAAUCUGUUUGUGCAUGUCAAUUACUAUGGCAAUUAGAAAGAGAAACAGAUAGUAUUGAUAAGUUUAAAUUAUUUUUUAAACGAGAUCAUUUAAAUGUCGAUUGGGAUUAUGUACAAGGUUCGAGUGAAGUUUAA
Molecule: messenger RNA, 4330 nt
Organism: Rotaria sp. Silwood1
Lineage: Eukaryota; Metazoa; Rotifera; Eurotatoria; Philodinida; Philodinidae
Source: the annotation of a GenBank genome assembly